This is a messenger RNA of Cucumis sativus (cucumber), 4190 nucleotides long. Its product is annotated as short-chain dehydrogenase reductase 2a. Lineage: Eukaryota; Viridiplantae; Streptophyta; Magnoliopsida; Cucurbitales; Cucurbitaceae. The coding region runs from base 3065 to 3991 and encodes 308 amino acids. The record is from RefSeq and is a predicted model, not a curated record. Gene Ontology annotation, molecular function: oxidoreductase activity, acting on the CH-OH group of donors, NAD or NADP as acceptor. The transcript is spliced from 2 exons.
CCAUCCAGGUAUUUAUCACCUCCUCUUCUCUUGUUUUAAAGUCACUUUUGAAACUAAAUAAUCUGUUCUUUUUACCAUAAAUUAAUAAUUUUAUUAUUUUAAAUACUGAAUUCUUGUUUUGUUUUGAAGAACUAAAUCAAUUUUCACUGAAUAUGAUAAUAUUUAUACCAUUUCAAACAAGUUUUAAAAUGUGAUUAAAAAAAAAUGGUAAUUUGAAGUAAUUGAGAAGUAAUAAGAAAAGGAAGAUAGAGGAGAGGGUUCAUCAUUAUCGUUUGGAUCAUUUUGGUUUUAUCUUCAGGAUUAGCUUAGCUUUUAUGAGUCUAUCAGCCACUGGGACUUCACUUUAUAAUUAUUGAAUAAAGAAAAGGGAAGAACAUUAAAUCUCCAUCAACUAAAGAAAACCAUGAGCCUGGGAUCCAAAUUUUAUAACUCUUCAAUUUGUAAUUUGAAAUUAAAAAAAAUUGAUUCAAGGAUUGGUGCAUUUGGAUAUUAAGAUGAAGUUUUGAAAUGCCAAACAGUCCUUAUCAUAUUAUUAUUUCCUUACAAUCAGUAAAGUGAAGUGGUUGAUUUCAACCAAUCAGUCACAUCUCUCUACCCAUUACAUAUUUACAUUACAUAUGUUAUUAGUUGAACAUACGUGAAUUUAAUGUAUAGUAUUGUUAUCAAUCAAUUUUACAUUAUGUUAUUGUAUUAUUAUUUUUAGUUUAUUUCAUAAAUUUCGUUAUUGGUUGUAGCUUUUGGGGCUGGUGUAGGGCCAUUAUUGUACAUUUAUAAAUGAACAAAACGUGAAAUGUGAAGAGUAUAUUAAUUUCUACAAUCGACCCAACAUCAUCUUCAUCAUCAUUAUCAUCAUAUAUUGAUGUGUGAUUUUUCUUUCUUUGCUAUCGAUAGUGGAAAUUAAAUGACUCUUAGUUCGAGUUUUCUAAAUGAAAAGGGUGUGGAGGAAAUGAUGGAGGAGGAGAUAUAAAAUAAUUAAAAGCAAGGGAUAUUAUAAUGUUGCAAAAACAUAAACAAUUAAGCCUUUUCUUCUUCUUAUGUUAUAGUUUAUGGAAAUCAAAUCUUGUAGGCUGAAAAUUGGGAGAUUAUGGAGAAUCUCAGGUAGCAAAAAAGAAAAACACUUCCCUUUUCAAUCCAUUUCUCAACCCACAGUAGCUUGUUUCCACCUUUGGCUUUUACCUCCCUAACUCUUCAAUUCACUUUCAGAUUGAGACUAAUAUGUUAUGAAACAAUUAAAAAAUAAAGGUAACUCACCAGCAAUAAUAAUGAAAUGUAUUUGUAAUAGUAAUAAAUUUUGAAGUAUAGCAAUGAAUAGAAUAUGUUAUACGUAUGAUGGUUGAUAUUGUAGUUGUCAUUAUCAUAAGUUUAGUCGUCGUGGGUAGUUUGUCAUUUCGUAAUCAUGGAUGUCCCAUGUAAUUAAUGACUAUUCAUAUUAUAUGAUUUUAUUUUAUUUAUCGAAAGUCCCAUUUGACUGACUCCAAUUCCAAUCUGGUUGACCCAAAACAUAGGCUAUACCUCAGUAGUAGAGGUUAAGCUAAACAAACAAAAUCUAGAUCUACCCUUCAUCCCCACCUUUUUGUUCUAUUUCAAAUCUACACCCCCCCUCCUCCCAACCCAAGGUUUCAUGUUCAUGGAUGGAUGAUGUAUUAAAUAUUAUUAUACUAAAAGGCAACAUAUAGCAGCAGCAGCCAAGUUAUAUCUUAUUGUAGUAUAGAUUUGAUUUUGAAUAUAAUGAAAUGGAAUGAGUUGUUGCAAUAUUCUCCAAGCUUUGCAGAAAAAACAACAUACUGGAUUUCAUAGGAAAUACUGUAGGUGUACAGCUGGAUCUUCAUUAAUUAAUUUUAGAAAAGGGGUAUUGUAUGUGAAUGAAAUGGAAGAAGUAUAGAAGUGUAAGAUAUGAAAUCUUGGUUUGGUUAAGUAUGAAUAAGAAAGAGAAAAGUAUUAUUUAAAUUAAAAAUGGAAAAUAGAAUGAGUUAGAGAUUUUAGGGAAAAGUACAAAAUUCAUUAUUAUAGAGUUUUGGAGUUUGGGAGUUGAAAAAGGGUAUGGAGGGAGGCAGGCAAGCAGGCAGGCAGAGAGGGGGGUUUAGCUGUUGACAGGAAAGGAAUCUUCUGAUAUUCAAUUUUAUUAUACACAACACCUAUUCUAUAUUUCUAUUACCUAUCUCUUUUUCCAUUACCCCUAAACCCUAACCCCCUUAACCCUCACCCUCCCAAGUCCUAACUUCCAAAGGAAAAGGACCAUAAAUCAUAUUCUUGGGAAAUGCCCCCAUUGUUCAUCAUUCUCUUUUUGUUACCCAUCUUUAGAAACCAAGUAAGGGUUGGACGUUUUCUCAACAAAUAAGGAGUAGAGGAGAUAUAGAUGGAUUAAGUCAUUAUUUUAUAACCAUGUGAAAGUUGAAGUUUUAUAAUUUAGAAAUGAAAUUUCUAGAGAGAAGAAGGUUUUAAUUAAUUUAUGUAUGUACCAAGUUUAGAGCAAUGUGGUCUUAUUUUAUUACCCAUCUUUGGUACAUAAAUUCACAAACUCCAAUGAAAAUUUACACUUGACUAGAGAGAUAUUUUCUUUGGUUAAUAAAAACUAAACAACUUUAGGAGAUUUUCUUUUUUAUACAAAAAUAAUAAUAAAAUAAGAAGUAAAAUUUAAAAAAAUUUCCAAAACUUAAAUAGGUUUAAAGGUAAUCAAUCAAAAGAAUGGGAAGAAAUGAACAGGGAAGGAUAUGAUUGUCUCAAACAUCAAUUGUUUGAUCAUCUCAACGAAAUAGAUGGACCACCUAUCUUAUACUACUUUUAUAUUUGUAUUAUAUACUAUAAUAGCGUUUUACCAACAUUUUCUUUUGGAAGAACAAUGGAAAAAGAAAAGAAAAAUCACUACAAAGGAAGCUUCGUUGAAAUUUGAAGCCAUACCCCCAACACACACAACACAAAAAUUUAGUCACCAACUUUCACAAAUCUCUCUUCCUAUAAAUACCCAUUUCCAUUUCUCUCCCCCACCCCCACCCCCACGGCCACCACCUAAUUCUCCAUAUCCUUUCUUUCUAUUAAGACUACAGUUCGUGUGUAAAGCAAAAUAAUGACUGCCCAAGUGCUUCCUGAACAAUCCCUUCAGUCCAAUAUUCACCUCUUGGUUAGAGACAAUAGCUCUUCUCCACCACCAUUCCACAAAAGACUGGAGGGGAAAGUGGCCAUCGUAACCGGCGGCGCUAAGGGAAUCGGAGAAGCUACAGUUAGGCUAUUUGCCAAACACGGAGCCAAAGUAGUAAUCGCCGAUGUGGAGGAUAUCCUGGGGCAGGCUUUGGCCAACACUCUUUCUCCAUCCCCAGUAUCCUUCGUCCACUGUGACGUCAGCUCCGAGGAUGACGUGGAGAAUCUAGUCAGCACCACCGUCUGCCUUCACGGGCAGGUGGACAUCAUAUUCAACAACGCCGGUGUUCUUGGCAACCAAUCAAAUUCCCACAAGAGCAUCCUUGACUUUGACCCCGACGAGUUCGAGCGGGUGAUGCGCGUGAAUGUGAAGGGGGUUGCCUUGGGGAUCAAGCACGCAGCGCGCGUCAUGAUCCCAAGAGCCACCGGAUGCAUAAUCUCCACUGCCAGCGUGGCAGGCGUCUUGGGAGGCUUGGGCCCGCACGCCUACACCGCAUCUAAACACGCCAUUGUCGGACUCACCAAGAACACGGCCUGCGAGCUCGGCCGAUACGGCAUACGUGUCAACUGCAUUUCUCCAUUCGGAGUUGCCACGUCCAUGCUCGUGAAUGCGUGGAGAGCUGACGUAGAGGAGGAGGAGGAAUGUAUGAACUAUGGGGUUCCGUCGGCGGCGGAGGUGGACAAAAUGGAGGAGUUCGUUAGGGGUCUAGCCAAUCUGAAGGGCCCCACAUUGAAGCCGAAGGACAUAGCCCAAGCCGCCCUUUACCUCGCCAGUGAUGAAUCCAAGUACAUCAGUGGUCAUAAUCUCGUCGUUGAUGGUGGAGUUACCACUUCUAGGAAUUGUAUUGGUUUGUAACUUUUCUUCUUUCUUUCUUCUUUUUUUUUUCUCUCCAGGUAUUUCAUGAUAUGCCUGUUGGUUGGUAGUUUUGGAUAGGAUUAAUUGUUAUUAUUAUUAUUUUUUUAAUUGUUGUUUUGUUUGUUCUUAUAUAAUUAUUUGAAGUACAAUAUAUAUAUAUAGAUGAAUGAAUAUGCAAAUACUAGAGUUAGUUGUUCUA